Messenger RNA from Aspergillus homomorphus CBS 101889, 1769 nucleotides. RefSeq names its product protein sld2 (gene sld2). Gene Ontology annotation, molecular function: DNA replication origin binding; single-stranded DNA binding. Lineage: Eukaryota; Fungi; Ascomycota; Eurotiomycetes; Eurotiales; Aspergillaceae. The transcript has 2 exons. The coding region runs from base 108 to 1769 and encodes 553 amino acids. Gene Ontology annotation, cellular component: DNA replication preinitiation complex. Gene Ontology annotation, biological process: mitotic DNA replication preinitiation complex assembly; DNA replication; double-strand break repair via break-induced replication. The record is from RefSeq and is a predicted model, not a curated record.
CCCAACUCCUUCCCUCCACUAGAAUUAUCUAUCAUCAUCCCCUUAUAAUCCUCCACGAUAUUCCUUCCUAUAAAUUUUGAAACUCCCCCAUUGAACAUCAUGCAAUAAUGGCAACAGUCAUGGUACCCGAGACCGCAGGCCCCUCGGCCACCCUACGCGCGGAGCUGAAAGAAUGGGAGCGAGCGUUCGCGGACGCCAAUGGAGGCCGCAAAGCCGGACGAAGUGAUAUCAAGAAAGACCCUGAAAUAGCCGCCAAAUACAAAGAAUACAGCCGUCUCAAAUCCCUCGAAACAAAACCCGCAAAGACAAACGACGACACCCCCCACAAGAAACGCAAACACACCUCUCCGCACGGGCCCGACCCCGCCACCGCGAUUACGCCACGCAAGAAGACGGGUAAAGGCGCAGGCGGGGGAGGAGCCUUCGAAACGCCGUCCAAGAACAACUCAGCUACCAGACCUGCAGCCCAGCAUCCGGCGGAGGUGGAUCCAUACGACUCGCCGUCUGUUCUCCGGCGACUGUUCAGCCCGAGCACGCACCUCUCGCCUUUGAAGGCGGCGAUUGGGCCGACGCCGCAGCGCGAUGGAAAGGCGCUGGGGCUUUUCGAUCUGUUGUCCGAGUCUGGCGGGAGUACGGCGACGCCGUCGGCGAGUCGGAUUGCGGGGUUGAAGGAUGCGAGUGUGCGGACGCCUUCGAGGCGGAGGGGUCGGAGAGCAAGCAAUAAUACUAACGGCAAUGCUCUUGGGACAAUUGCGGAGGAGGGUGAAGAGGAGAAUGAUAUAGCGGGAGGAGAGGAGGAGGAAAGUCCCCGGUUGGAGCGCACCCCUGCGUCUUCCGGCAAGAAGUGGAUGCUGUCUACCUUGUUUGCGACGCCGACGACGUGGCGGUAUGCGGCUAUGAUGGAGGAUGGGUCGAAUAAGAAGGGUGCGGCGGCGGUAGAAGGGGCUCCUGGGGGGAAUGCGGCGACGGCAGAACCGAACGAGUCGGAAACGCCCUCUUUCCUGCGACGGUCGACAUCGGGUCGGUUCGAUGGGUCGACUAUCACUGGCGGACUGAGUCCGAUGGCUGCGCGCACACGGCCGCAGUUCGUCGGGAAGGGUCUCUCGGCCUUGGUGCAGGGGCUGCGCGAUAUGGAGGAGGAGCAGAUGCAGGAUGAUCUGGACGUUUUGAGGGAGAUCGAGGCCGAGCAGGCGGCGAUGAAUGCCCAGGUGGCCGAUAGCCAGGCCGCGGAAGGCGGCGGCGGGCCUGUCUGGAAGAAGAAGGGCCAGAAGCGGACGACCCGCAGGGUGCGCAUGAAGCCAGUGGUUGCGCCGGCGAAGCAGCCCGCGCCUGAAUUACUGCCGGGUUCUGAUGAUGGAGACGAGCAGGAGGAUCAGGGACCCGGGAUUGUCACCAGCGUUCCCGAAACGCAGCAACUCCUAGCCCCCGGGCCAGUUCCUCUCGAGCAAAGCCACACCGCGGACUCGGACCUCGACUCGCUGCACACCAUGUCGGAACCGGACUUCGAUUCCGACCCAGACUACGACGAAGGACCACAACUCCGGAAAAGCUUCUCCGAGAAGAUGAAGGAGGCCAUCGCGGCCGGCAAGCCGCCAGCGACGACGGAGCAGUCAGCACCGUCGCCGCCGGUACAAGCGCAGGAACCCGAGCCCAAGAAACCUCGCGCGCGCAAGGUCAAUCCCGAAGCGCACGCCAAUUACCGGUCGUUGAAGAUCCGGAACAAGAAUUCCAAGGGACGAGGCGCGGGACGCUUCGGCAGGCGACGUUAG